This is a messenger RNA of Acanthosepion pharaonis, 1413 nucleotides long. NCBI's taxonomy places the organism in Eukaryota, Metazoa, Mollusca, Cephalopoda, Sepiida, Sepiidae. The record is from the annotation of a GenBank genome assembly.
AUGUCUUCCGACCCAUUCCAACCUUUUUUCUUAUUUUUCCCAUCCUUGUCUUCCGAUCCAUUCUAUCCUUUUUCUUCUUCUUCUCAUCCAUGUCCUCGGAUCCAUUUAAUCGUUUUUCUCUUCUUCUCAUCCAUAUCUUACAAUCCAUUUCAUUCUUUUUCUUCUUCUCAUCCAUGUCUUCCGAUCCAUUCCAUCCUUUUUCUUCUUCUUCUCAUCCACGUCUUCCGAUCCAUUCCAUCCUUUUUCUUCUUCUUCUCAUCCACGUCUUCCGAUCCAUUCAAUCCUUUUUCUUCUUCCCAUCCAUGUUUUGGAUCCAUUCCACGCUCUUUCCUUUCCAAACAAAUCGAAUUUCCGACCGAUUGCCAACGUUCAAUUCUUCCCAAACGAUUCAAUCCUAUUUUACUUUUGGACACUUCUAUGUUUUUUCAGUUUCAGAUCCAUUUUAAUCUUUCUUUUACAGAUCCAUUUAAUUCUCCUGAUUCUACAGAUCACGAUCUUUCUUCCGAGUCAUUUCAACAUCUUUCUUCUUCUGAUACAUUCAAUUCUUUUCUUCUUUGGAUCCAUUCCACGUCGUCUCUCCUUUUCAUCCAUUGUACACUAUUUCUACUUCCGACCCUUUUCCUUCUUACUAUACAUCCCUUCAUUUUUCUUCUUCCGAUCCUAUCCACUCUCUUUCUAAUUGUUAGCAAUUCCAGCUUCUUUCUUCUUCCGGUCUAUUACUAUGCUCUUUCAUUUCCCAUCCAUUCCACACAAUUUCUUCUUCCAAUCCAUACAACGCUCUUUCUUCUUCUGAAACAUUCCACGCUCUUUCUCCGUCCGAUCCAUUCUACACUAUGUCUACUUCCAGUCCAUUCCACAAACAUUCUUCUUUCGAUUCUUUUAACGAUCUUAUAUUUUGAUAUAUGUUGCCAACGCUAUUUCUCUUCCGGUCUAUUCCACGGUUUAUCUUCAUCAGAUCCAUUCUCUUUUUCCAUCCAUUUUACACUCUUUUUUUUUAUCCCUGGUCCAUUCUACACUCUUACUUCUUCCAAUCGAUUUCUUUCGUCUUUUGCUCCAUUUCACACUCUCUCUUCUUCACAUCCAUUCUACAUUAUUUCCACUCUCUCUUCUUCCGAAGCCAUGACACCCACGUUCUUCUGGUCAUUCAUUACUAUUUCUUCUUCUGAUCCAUUCCACGCUGUUUCUUCUUUGAAUCCAUUCCGCCACCGUUCCUCGUCGGCUCUAUUCCACCCGAUAUCUUCUGGCAAUGCCUUCUUCGUCCCAAUCGAUUCCGUUCAAUCCACACUUUUUUCUCUUCUGAAUAAGUCUACACUAUUUCUUCUUCCAAUUCUUCCAAUCCUCUUUCUUCUUCCAAUCCUCUUUCAUCAUUCAAGCCAUUCCACACUCUUUCUUCUUACAACAUGCACCAAUUAA